AUGAGUUUGGUGUUUUUGCCGCGCUCUCGAGUGACCACCACUUUCGGAUUUGAAGCCGAAGGCAAGGAAGCUGAAGCCGAUGAACAUCUGAUCUUGAUGGUAACCGCUGUGCUCCGAGAUUCCGAGGCCAUUGAAUUUUAUUCUCGAAUGCCAAAGAGUUUUGGUAGGCUAUUCAUCAUGCCUGUUCAUUUUAAUAGUUUUUUUAUUGCUAUUUCCAAUCCGGACGAACAAAAAAUGAGACUUCCAUCUGGUAUUGUCGAAGAGUACAUGACUGUUGUACCUCUUGAGUGUAAGUUUAGUAUGAGAUAUGGUCGAACAUAUUGGGUGAGAAUGGAAGGGAAUGCUGAGGGGGUAUUCUUUGAUAAUGGAUGGUUCCAGUUUAUGGCAUUCGAGAAUAUUAAGAGUGGAUAUUAUCUUUGGUUUGAUCGUAAUAGUCUUACAGAUUUUAUGGUGAGUGUGGUUGAGGAAAAUGCAGUCGAGCGGCCUUUGCGAUAU
Molecule: messenger RNA, 495 nt
Organism: Striga asiatica
Lineage: Eukaryota; Viridiplantae; Streptophyta; Magnoliopsida; Lamiales; Orobanchaceae
Source: the annotation of a GenBank genome assembly